AUUGUAAAUAUUGUAUAUAUGUUCAUGUUACAAUUACACAAAUUUCUGUUUAAGUAAUACCUGAUGUGUUUGUGUUGUCAUGUUGAUGUGGAACGCUAAGAACGUCACCGUGUACCCCCUACUGCUCCUAAUUAGUGCAACACUUCCUGUGUAUAUAAGUUUUGGUCACGCCUUCCUAUUGCCCUUUUAUUCGCGGUCUCUAUGGUGUGUAUGGCUUAACACAUGUAUUUAGUUUAAAAAUUAAUUUCUCAUUUUUGUCUUGUGUUGUAAUCUGUGUAGGGGCACGUUAUUCGGACACAUUUCGAUCACAACGCACUUUAUUUUAUACUCAGAGAUACACCUUUGUCCGCCUGGCCCCGCCGACCUCCUUUGCUCACAAUGAUGGCGGAUCUUCCGCUCCAUAGUAUUUUACUCUGCCCCAUUCAUUCGGGAGUCCUUUUCAAGUCAACCUCCCCAACAGGAAUUAAAGUCACGGCUGGACAUGUCGGGGCGUUAGAGUCAGUGUCGGAAUCACCUUGUUGGUUAAUGUCAGUAUCAGCAACUAUGACGUCAAACGCCUCCUGUUAUGUGAACGUGCACCGGCAGCCAUUUUGUGCACCGGAUUUGACAAAGCCAAUGAAAUGUUUCUUCUUUGAAAAAUGUUGACAAUGAAAGUAACGUGAUUGACAAAUUCCAAAAUCACAUUGCCGGACAAAGUCCAUCGUCCAUUUCCACUCAUCCAGCGACAUCUACUUUCAGUAUGUCUGAAGCAGUGAAGAUGGAGAUUUGUCCUCCUCCAGCAGGACUAGAAGCAAUGUAUGAAAUACUUUUCACCCCUGACUGCCUGCACUUUCUGUAUGAGCUCAUCUCCACUUUUGAUGAAGCAGUGGAUCAGAUUUUGCGGUUGCGACUAUCAAGGAAGGUUGACUUGGACUUGUCUGGGGAUCUUCCAAACUUCUUAGAGAGCACCAGCGACAUCAGAAGCGACACAAGUUGGAGAGUGUCGCCUGUACCUCCACGGCUCCAGAGGCGACAUGUGGAUAUCGGUGAUCUGGCUCCUUGUGACACCCACCGCUUUCUGAAAGCUCUCCAGUCCCCAGCACAAGGAAUACAGGUUGACUUUGACGAUGGCAACUGUCCGACAUUUUACAACCAGAUCAAAGGAAUUCAUAAUGUCUUGACAGCGGUGCACGGUGGUUUUUCUGAUGUUCCACACAUAUCUCAGGCUCCCGUGCUCAUGAUUCGCCCACGCGCUUGGAAUAUGGUGGAACACAAUAUGAUGGUGAAGGGGAAGGAGGUUCCUGGUCCUCUCUUUGACUUUGGACUUGUGAUGUUCCACUGUGGAAAGACUCUGUUUGAAAGCAAGAGUGGGCCCUUUUUCUACCUGUCCAAAGUGGAGAGCUUUUUGGAGGCCAGAUUAUGGAACAACAUAUUUGUCUGGGCACAAAACAAGCUGCUUCUUCCACAGGGCAGCAUCAAGGCCACCGUUUUAAUAGAAAAUGUACUAGCAGCAUUUGAAAUGGAGGAGAUUCUCUACGAGCUGCGAGAACACUCAGCAGGACUCAACUGUGGAUUAUGGGAUUAUUCGGCCUCCUUUGUCAAUAAAUUUGGCCACAGGCGGGCCUUCCUGCUUCCUGACCGCAGCAAAUAUGUCAACAUGGAGAAGCGUUUUCUACGCAGCUACAUGGACUUGCUGGUUCAGACGUGUCAUCGGCGCGGAGCUUUGGCAACCGGAGGUAUGGCGGCUCUUCUGCUUCCCGAGGACCCCCACAGUGACUCCUACAGGAGAGUGAUGGCUACUGUUAGCAGACUUAAGUUGCUUGAGAUAGAGGCAGGUGUGGAUGGUUUCAUGGUCUACGACCAGAAACUCAUCAAGCCGAUGCAGGAACUCUUUCAGGUCCACACUGAAGGUGAUAACCAGCUUCACAAGCUUGUCACUCACGUCAGGGUGACGUCCAAAGACCUGCUGACCAUGCCUGGGGGAGGAGUCACACUCCAUGGUUUGAAAUAUAACAUUGCUGUAGGCGUCCUCUUUAUUCACGCUUGGCUGUGUGGAAAGGGACAUUUCUACUAUCGAGGCCAGGUUGAAGAUUCUGCCACAGCAGAAAUUUCUCGAUCACAGGUCUGGCAGUGGAUUCGUCACCAGGCUCAACUUGAGGACGAGGAGAAGCUGGUGAACCGCAAGCUGGUCACUGACCUCACCAGAGAAGUCAUGAUGGAGCUCUGUCUAAACUGCUCACUUUGCGUGAAACAGAGGUUCCAAACAGCAGCAGACAUGUUCUUGGAAGUGGUUCUGCGGAGAGAUUUCCCAGAGUUCAUCACAUCUUUCCUGAAUCAGGACCACACCUUUCUCAGCUCCCAGGAGAAUCAGCAAGCCGAAGAUUUCAAGUCAGGGCCGGAGUCUAUCCCUGAUGAUUUUGGCCGACAGGUGGGCUGCACCCUGGACUGGUAGUUAGCAGCAGAGGAACUCGGGGGGGCUCAAGCUUGAGCAGUUUCCUGGCAUCCAGGCACAAAGCCCACUCGCUACCACGUCAACCGUCUGGACCAGCGGGUCCAUCACCUCUGGAGAUGCAGUACAUCUCAUGGGCAUCAGGAGAGUCCGAAGGCUCUACUGUAAUGUGGGCAUCGGCUUCCACCUCCA
This is a messenger RNA of Doryrhamphus excisus (bluestripe pipefish), 2620 nucleotides long. It is a transcript of the gene ugl, whose product is annotated as ureidoglycolate lyase. Gene Ontology annotation, molecular function: malate synthase activity. Gene Ontology annotation, cellular component: cytoplasm. The record is from RefSeq and is a predicted model, not a curated record. Gene Ontology annotation, biological process: glyoxylate cycle. Lineage: Eukaryota; Metazoa; Chordata; Actinopteri; Syngnathiformes; Syngnathidae.